ACCGGCCUCAGUUAAAGCUGCGUGUGCAUACCGGCAAAUUCGUUGGUAAAUCGCGAGCAAAAGGUUUCCUUUCUAGCUGCUGUAGCAGCGUGUCUUCAGCGAGUGGAGUAUACACGUGUGCCCUCGUCUUAUUUUACAACCAGACUCUGUGGAAAGUCUGUCUUCAUCGGAGCGGCUAGUCUAUCUGAAAUCUUCUUGUUCAAAAAUUUCGUCCGAAACGUUCGUUUUAAGAUCGAGCUAUGAAUCCGUGGUUCGAGAGAAGAUCUAUUCACCAGACAGGCUCGGUUUGAUCGCGAUUCAUCGACGACCCUUUCGACAAAUUGUUGGGAAAAAAGAAAAAGGAAAGAAGAAAAUUCGAAAAUGCCAGCCUGCACCAGUGAAAACGUCUCGAGGUUCUGGUCCUCGAGUCCAUCGAUCUCCAGAAGCAACAGCGUGUCACCACCCAUGCCCAGUUCACCUCUGUCUACGUCGCCACCCUUCGUAUCGCCGAUAUCAACUUUGAAGCGAUCGAUAUCGAAUAUUUCCAAUUCUUCAAACGCAUCGAACGUCUCUUACUCGUCGAACAACUCGAUCGCCCCUACCGUGAUCUUUUCACCGAGACGUCAGCAACAGCAACAGCAGCAGAGGAUACAAUUAAACUACGAGGCACAAUCGACACAAGGACAGAAUCACAACCGAAACGAUUCGUUCCUGUUCAAGGUACUGAUCGCAUACGUCGGUGUGGCGUUUGGACUACUCCAAGGUAUCAUCACCGGUAUAAGCUAUGCGUUUUGGGCACCGGUGCUAUGGGCGUCCAUCUGGAUCUACAUGCUCUGGGUACUUUUCCAAUUUCCCGUAGCUGCGCUCAAGUGGUUCCUAACCAUACUCUACACACCGGCGUCGGAAAGAAUCCGAAACAAACGGUGCGUACUGAUCAGCGGUGGUAGUACCGUGCAAGCGGUCCACCUGGCCCGUAAUUUCUACAAAGCCGGGGCCAGGGUGGUGGUCUGCGAACUGGACGGUCUGUUCGGUCUAGCGAAAUUCUCGACCGCUUGCUCCAAGUUCUACACGAUACCGAAACCCGGCCCGGGUAACGCGAUCAAGUACAUAAAAGCGUUAAAGGACAUCGUGCAGAAGGAGAAGGCGGUAUACUACAUCCCGGUGAGCGCCAGCAAUACAGCCUACUACGACGCCCUAGCGAAACCCUAUCUGGAGGUGAUGGGCUGUGAGUGUUUCGUGCCAAGUGCCAGUGAAGUGACAGCCUUGGACGAUCCCCUGGAACUUCUACGGAGAUGUCGCGCCUUGGCUCUACCUACCCCUUAUCAUUACGUCCUGCGCUCGAUGCAGGACGUGGCAAGAUUGUACGAGCAGAACGCGUUCACCACCGGUAGAUACUUAAUGUUGUCCGCUGGUCCAGCGGGAAUGAGCGACCGAGGUAAGGUGGUACUGCCACCGACCGCGAGGGAGUUCCGUAACCAGCAACACGAGAUCACCGAGAACAAACCCUGGGUGGUGGUUCGAGAUCCGAACGGUAAACACUACAUCACCUGCACCACCGUUAAGGAAUCAAGGGUGGUGGCGAACGUGACCUGUCUGGUGGACGAGGAUCGAGGCCUGAUCCCCGAGGAGCGACCGGAAGUGGUGCAGUGGCUCGAACGAUUCUUUGCCCGUUCCUUUGGCUCAAAGAUCAACGGUCACCUGAGUUUCCGGCUGGCUAUAGCGGAGGACGGAGAACUAGUACCUAUAGGCUGUCGCGUUGGCGUCAGUCUACCUUACAUCUGCCACACCGGCAUACACCCACGACUAGUCUGGCGACCGUGCAGGCAUUUCUCCAGACAGAAUUCCGGCGUAUUUUUCACCGCGGAAAGAAACUCGCUUCCCGAUGCGGUCGCCUGUGCAUUGAAACGACCCACGGGAGAAACGGUGCCCCAUUUGUUGGGCACCGUACUCGACAAACGGGAAGCUCUGUUCACUUAUUGGGACCCGUUGCCCUACUGCGCUUACUAUCACCUCCAGCUACCGUUCAGGCGGCUAGCCGGUAUGAUCAGGGCGCAACCUGUGCAGCACAAUCCACCACUGGGUGUAGUGCACUAGUUUCAAAACUAGAUCGAACAUCGAGAAGGAUACAUCUCUAAACGAUGAUCAGAGGCUAGGAUUGUACAUACAGUUCGAGACGCGAGGUUCGAAGGGAUUCGAACGAUUUCACGUGAACAGCCAGUAUUGGGUAGACGAGGAAGAAACGAAGGAGAGAAUGGAACGAGAAACUGUAAGAUUCGAGUGGGGAAAACGUGAGGACUUGAUGAGGUCAAGUUCGCCUCUAUCGACGAUAAGUAGAUUCUGAAAUCGCGACUGAAGCGGAUGCAAAGCGAAGAAAAAGAAAAAAAAAAAAAGAAAAAAAA
This is a messenger RNA of Osmia lignaria (orchard mason bee), 2378 nucleotides long. RefSeq lists its product as uncharacterized. The record is from RefSeq and is a predicted model, not a curated record. NCBI's taxonomy places the organism in Eukaryota, Metazoa, Arthropoda, Insecta, Hymenoptera, Megachilidae.